AUGAAACUCUCAAAUAAACAUAACCCAAGAAAGAAAGAGAGUAAAAACCUUUAGGGUGAUAUACUUAAUAUAUAUAAUUUAAUUUAAGCUUAAUUAUUAUCAUCGAUUAAGUGGUUCGCUAUAAAUUAAGUUAAUUUGAGGAGCUACUAACUAAUAAUGGGUCAUCACUCAUGCUGCAACCAGCAAAAAGUGAAGAGAGGGCUUUGGUCACCGGAAGAAGAUGAGAAGCUUAUUAGAUAUAUCACAACUCAUGGCUAUGGAUGUUGGAGUGAAAUCCCUGAAAAAGCAGGGCUUCAACGAUGUGGAAAAAGUUGUAGAUUGCGAUGGAUAAACUAUCUUCGGCCUGAUAUUAGGAGAGGAAGGUUCUCUUCUGAAGAAGAGAAAUUGAUCAUAAGCCUUCAUGGAGUUGUGGGAAACAGGUGGGCGCAUAUAGCUAGCCAUCUACCCGGAAGAACGGAUAACGAGAUCAAAAACUAUUGGAAUUCAUGGAUCAAGAAAAAGAUACGAAAACCGCAUCACCAUUACAAUCGUCAUCAACCGUCAGUAACUACAGUGACAUUGAACUUGGACGAUACACCUAUGGCCAAUACCGUCACCUCUAGCACCAAUCCAUCCACUGUUGAUAACCUACAAUUUGAUGGUUUCACGGAUUCUCCGAACCAGUCAAAUUUCGCCAAUGAUCAAGAAACUAAUAUAAAGAUUCAAGAAGCCCUUCUCUCCCAUAAACCUCCCCUCUUUAUGGUAGACACAACACUUCCUAUCCUAGAAGGAAUGUUCUCUCAAAACAUCAUCACAAACAAGAACAACAAUCAUGACACGCAAAGAGGAGGAAGAGGAAACCUUUGCGAACAAGCAUUUCUAACAACUAACACAGAAGAAUGGGAUAUGAACCUUCCUCAACAAGAACAACGAGAACCGUUUCAAGUUCCUACAAUGGCGUCCCAUUUGUUCAAUAACUCUACCUGUUCGAAUAUUGAGACAACUAUAAGUUAUAAUCUCCCCGCGCUAAUAGAGGAAAAUAUGGAUAACAUUGUCCCAAUGGAAAAUAGCAAUUCGCAAGAUGGAUAUAUGUCAUCAACUUUCGAAUGUUUAAAGAGGCAAGACCUAAGCUAUGAUCAAUGGGUAGAUUCACAACAAUGCUCUAAUAUUUUCUUCUGGGACAACCUUAACAUAAACGUGGAAGGCUCAUCAUCUCUUGUUGGAAACCAAGAUCCAUCAAUGACCUUGGGAUCAUCUGCCUUAUCUUCAUCUUUUCCAUCUUCAUUUUAAAUUAUUGUUUAUCGCAUCACAUAAAUUCAAGCUAAUUUGUGUAUAAGUUUGUUCUUUAGUUUUUUUUUUCUUUCUUAUUUUCGUAGAGUCUGUUUUCUGAUUUUUUUUUUUCUUUUUCUUUUCUUUAAUAUGAUCUUGUAAUAAUGAGUGUUCUAAACUGUUACGAGGGCAUGGUGUGAAUGUACGUAUGUAUAUUGGUAUUUGCUCACUCAUGGUUUUAUCCUUAACUUGAUGUAAUAAUUAAGGAGAAAAAACAA
Molecule: messenger RNA, 1526 nt
Organism: Camelina sativa (false flax)
Lineage: Eukaryota; Viridiplantae; Streptophyta; Magnoliopsida; Brassicales; Brassicaceae
Product: transcription factor MYB61-like
Source: RefSeq, a predicted model, not a curated record